CUCCGACCUCUAGGACCCAAGACGCGAUGGCCUCGGAAGUGGUGUGCGGGCUGGUCUUCAGACUGCUGCUCCCCAUCUGCCUGGCAGUAGCAUGUGCAUUCCGGUACAAUGGACUCUCCUUUGUCUACCUUAUCUACCUCUUGCUCAUUCCUCUGUUCUCAGAACCAACGAAAGCAACAAUGCAAGGACACACAGGGCGGUUGUUGAAGUCUCUGUGCUUCACCAGUCUCUCCUUCCUGGUGUUGCACAUCAUUUUCCACAUCACACUGGCCAGCCUUGAAGCUCAGCACCGCAUCACACCUGGUUACAACUGCUCAACGUGGGAAAAGACAUUCCGACAGAUUGGCUUUGAAAGCUUGAAGGGAGCUGACGCUGGCAACGGGAUCAGAGUGUUCGUGCCAGACAUCGGGAUGUUCAUUGCAAGUCUGACUAUCUGGCUGGUCUGCAGAAACAUUGUUCAGAAACCAGAGAUGGAAGAAGCAGGACAAUACAAUUCUGAGUGUGAAAAUGAAGAAUUGCCUGGAGGAGAAAAGAUGGACCCAGAGGAUGCACUAAUCUAUGAAGAGGACUUCGAUGGAGAAGAAGGUGUGGAAGGCGAAUUAGAAGAAAGCACAAAGUUAAAACUGUUCCGUAGGCUGGCCUCUGUCGCCUCCAAGCUUAAGGAGUUCAUUGGCAACAUGAUAACCACGGCGGGCAAGGUCGUGGUGACCAUCCUGCUGGGCUCCUCAGGUAUGAUGCUGCCAUCUCUGACCUCAGCCGUGUACUUCUUUGUGUUUCUGGGUCUGUGCACCUGGUGGUCCUGGUGCCGAACAUUCGACCCGCUGCUGUUCAGCUGCCUCUGUGUCCUGCUGGCGAUAUUCACUGCCGGGCACCUGGUUGGACUUUAUUUAUACCAGUUCCAGUUCUUUCAAGAAGCAGUUCCACCCAAUGACUACUAUGCAAGGUUGUUCGGAAUCAAAUCAGUUAUCCAAACAGACUGCUCUAGCACCUGGAAGAUUAUAGUAAACCCAGAGCUGUCCUGGUAUCACCACGCCAACCCCAUCCUCCUGCUGGUGAUGUACUACACGCUGGCCACGCUGAUCCGCAUCUGGCUGCAAGAGCCGCUUGUGCAGGAUGAGAGAACAAAGGAAGAUGAUGGAGCCCUGGAUUGCAGCUCCAACAUGAACAUAGCAGAGAGGAGGCGGAGCCUGUGGUAUGCAACCCAUUACCCAACCGAUGAGAGAAAACUUCUGUCCAUGACCCAAGAUGACUACAAACCAUCUGAUGGCCUGCUGAUGACCGUGAAUGGCAACCCCGUGGACUACCACACCAUCCACCCAAGUCUGCCCAUAGAGAAUGGCCCUGCCAAGGCUGAUCUGUACUCCACUCCGCAGUACCGGUGGGAGCCCGCCGAGGAGUCCACAGAAAAGAAAGAGGAAGAUGAAGACAAGAAAGAAGACUCUGAAGCAGAAAGGAGUCUGGAGGAAAAAAGAAGUGUGAGAAUUCACGCCAUGGUCACGGUGUUCCAGUUCAUCAUGAAGCAAAGUUACAUCUGUGCGCUCAUUGCCAUGAUGGCAUGGAGCAUCACCUACCACAGCUGGCUGACAUUUGUGUUGUUGAUUUGGUCCUGUACUCUUUGGAUGAUUCGCAACAGAAGAAAAUAUGCCAUGAUCAGCUCUCCUUUUAUGGUUGUCUAUGGAAAUCUGCUGUUGGUAUUACAGUAUAUAUGGAGUUUUGAACUUCCUGAAAUUAGAAAGGUCCCAGGAUUUCUAGAAAAGAAGGAACCAGGAGAACUUGCUUCAAAGAUUCUCUUCACUAUCACUUUUUGGUUGCUCCUGAGGCAGCACCUCACAGAGCAAAAGGCCCUUCAGGAAAAGCGGGCUCUUUUGUCUGAAGUCAAAAUCGGAAGUGAGGAGCAUGAAGAAAAAGACGAGGAACUUCAAGAUAUGCAAGUAGAAGGAGAGCCCAGAGAAAAGGAAGAGGAAGAGGAAGUGGAAGAAGAUGAUGACCAGGACAUCAUGAAGGUGCUAGGCAAUCUGGUGGUGGCCCUGUUCAUCAAGUACUGGAUCUAUGUCUGUGGGGGCAUGUUCUUCUUCGUCAGCUUUGAGGGUAAAAUUGUCAUGUACAAAAUCAUCUACAUGGUGCUGUUCCUGUUCUGCGUGGCCCUGUACCAGGUGCACUAUGAAUGGUGGAGGAAAAUCCUGAAAUACUUCUGGAUGUCAGUGGUCAUCUACACUAUGCUGGUGCUUAUUUUUAUAUACACUUACCAGUUUGAAAACUUCCCAGGCCUAUGGCAAAAUAUGACUGGAUUGAAAAAAGAAAAGCUUGAGGAUCUUGGACUGAAGCAGUUCACUGUGGCUGAACUGUUCACACGCAUAUUCAUCCCCACCUCCUUCCUGCUGGUGUGCAUCUUACACCUCCACUACUUCCAUGACCGGUUCCUGGAACUCACAGACCUCAAGUCCAUCCCCAGCAAAGAAGACAACACCAUCUACAGCCAUGCCAAAGUCAAUGGUCGCGUGUAUCUAAUAAUAAAUAGCAUCAAGAAAAAAUUACCAAUCCACCAGAAUGAAUUGGCCCACCCAGAAGGAAGCCUCCCAGACCUAGCGAUUAUGAAUCUGACCACCAGCCUGGACAAACCUGACGUGCAGAAGUUGGUAGAGCCUGGGGAGGAGAGGUUGGAGGAAUGCUCCAAGGAGGAGGAGAAGGGUGAGCCAGAGAAAGACAGUGAGGAGUCCGAGGAGGAGGAAGAUGAGGAGGAGGAAUCUGAAGAGGAGGAGUCAUCAGAUUUAAGGAACAAAUGGCAUCUGGUGAUUGACCGACUCACUGUACUCUUCUUAAAAUUUCUGGAAUAUUUUCACAAGCUGCAGGUGUUCAUGUGGUGGAUCUUGGAGUUGCAUAUCAUUAAAAUUGUUUCUUCAUACAUUAUCUGGGUGACUGUGAAAGAGGUGUCUCUGUUCAACUAUGUAUUUUUGAUUUCAUGGGCUUUUGCUCUGCCGUAUGCCAAACUCCGCCGCGUGGCUUCCAGUGUCUGCACUGUCUGGACAUGUGUGAUCAUCGUCUGCAAAAUGUUGUACCAGCUGCAAACAAUUAAGCCUGAGAACUUUUCUGUCAACUGCUCCUUGCCAAAUGAAAACCAAACCAACAUACCACUUAAUGAGUUGAACAAGUCUCUGCUCUACAGUGCUCCUGUUGAUCCCACUGAGUGGGUUGGCCUGAGGAAGUCUUCCCCUUUACUUGUCUACCUGAGGAAUAACCUCCUGAUGUUGGCAAUUUUGGCCUUUGAAGUCACCAUUUAUCGCCAUCAGGAAUACUAUCGAGGCCGGAACAACCUGACCGCUCCAGUGUCGAAAACUAUCUUUCACGACAUCACAAGAUUACAUCUAGAUGAUGGGAUUAUUAAUUGUGCCAAAUAUUUCAUAAACUACUUCUUCUACAAGUUUGGCCUAGAGACCUGUUUCCUAAUGUCAGUGAAUGUAAUUGGCCAGCGAAUGGAUUUCUACGCCAUGAUCCAUGCCUGCUGGCUGAUUGGUGUCUUGUAUCGACGCAGAAGGAAAGCCAUCGCUGAGGUCUGGCCCAAGUACUGCUGCUUCCUGGCUUGCAUCAUCACUUUCCAGUACUUCAUCUGCAUCGGCAUCCCACCUGCCCCCUGUAAAGAUUACCCAUGGAGAUUCAAGGGUGCCAACUUCAACGACAACAUCAUCAAAUGGCUGUACUUCCCAGAUUUCAUUGUGAGGCCCAACCCUGUGUUUCUUGUCUAUGACUUCAUGCUGCUCCUGUGUGCCUCCUUACAACGGCAGAUUUUUGAGGAUGAAAAUAAGGCCGCUGUGCGUAUCAUGGCUGGGGACAAUGUUGAGAUUUGCAUGAACCUUGACGCAGCCUCAUUCAGCCAGCAUAACCCUGUACCAGACUUCAUUCACUGCAGAUCAUACUUGGACAUGUCCAAAGUGGUCAUCUUCAGCUACCUCUUCUGGUUCGUCCUCACUAUCAUCUUCAUCACUGGAACGACCAGGAUCAGCAUAUUCUGCAUGGGUUACUUGGUGGCCUGUUUCUACUUCCUGCUCUUUGGGGGUGAUUUGCUACUGAAGCCCAUCAAGAGCAUCCUACGCUACUGGGACUGGUUGAUCGCAUACAAUAUUUUUGUGAUUACAAUGAAAAAUAUACUGUCAAUAGGAGCCUGUGGAUACAUCGGAGCAUUGGUAAAAAAUAGCUGCUGGUUGAUCCAAGCUUUCAGCCUGGCCUGCACAGUGAAAGGCUAUAAAAUGCCUGAUGAGGACUCCAAGUGUAAGCUGCCCAGUGGGGAGGCGGGGAUCAUCUGGGACAGCAUCUGCUUUGCCUUCCUCCUGCUACAGAGAAGAGUCUUCAUGAGUUAUUAUUUUCUGCACGUCGUGGCUGACAUAAAAGCUUCCCAGAUUCUGGCAUCCAGAGGGGCUGAACUUUUCCAGGCCACAAUCGUGAAAGCUGUAAAGGCAAGAAUUGAGGAAGAGAAAAAGUCUAUGGACCAACUGAAGAGACAGAUGGAUCGUAUCAAAGCCAGGCAACAGAAAUACAAAAAGGGUAAGGAGCGGAUGCUGAGCUUGACCCAGGAGUCAGGGGAAGGCCAGGACAUCCAGAAAGUCUCUGAAGACGAUGAUGAAAGAGAAGCAGACAAACAGAAAGCCAAGGGCAAAAAAAAGCAGUGGUGGCGGCCUUGGGUUGAUCAUGCUUCCAUGGUCAGGAGUGGAGAUUAUUAUUUGUUUGAGACGGAUAGUGAAGAGGAGGAAGAGGAGGAGCUAAAAAAGGAAGAUGAAGAACCUCCACGGAAGUCCGCAUUCCAGUUUGUGUAUCAAGCCUGGAUUACCGAUCCUAAAACAGCGCUCCGGCAGAGGCGGAAGGAGAAAAAAAAGUCAGCAAGGGAAGAACAGAAAGGAAGGCGUAAAAGAGCUGGGGUCGGUCCAGUGGAAUGGGAAGACCAUGAGGAUGAGCCAAUCAAAAAGAAAUCUGAUGGACCAGAUAACAUCAUCAAGAGAAUAUUUAAUAUUUUGAAGUUCACCUGGGUCCUUUUCCUCGCCACCGUCGACAGUUUUACCACUUGGCUCAACUCCAUUUCAAGAGAACAUAUUGACAUAUCGACAGUUCUGAGGAUGGAGAGGUGCAUGCUGACCCGAGAGAUUAAGAAGGGCAAUGUUCCAACGCGGGAAAGCAUUCAUAUGUACUACCAGAACCAUAUCAUGAACCUUUCCAGAGAGUCGGGACUGGACACAAUUGACGAGCACCCUGGAGCUGCCUCCAGGUCCCAGACAGCUCAUAGGAUGGAUAGCUUAGAUUCCCAUGACAGUAUCUCCAGCGAGCCCACACAGUGCACCAUGCUGUAUUCACGCCAGGGAACCACGGAAACCAUCGAGGAGGUGGAGGCUGAGGCCGAGGAAGAGGUCGUGGACCCAGAGCCAGAGCUCGGUGAUGCUGAUGAGGAGUACAUGGCCGAGUAUGAAGCAGGAGUGGAAGAGGUCAGCCUCACUCCAGAAGAGGAAUUGCCUCAGUUCUCCACUGAUGAUGGGGACGUCGAGGCCCCACCCUCCUACAGCAAGGCCGUCAGCUUUGAGCACUUGUCCUUUGGCUCACAGGAUGACUCUGGUGUCAAGAACCACAUGGUAGUCAGCCCAGAUGACAGCCGCACUGACAAACUGGAGUCAAGUAUCUUACCACCCCUGACUCAUGAGCUGACGGCCAGUGAGCUGCUGCUGAACAAGAUGUUCCAUGAUGAUGAACUUGAGGAAUCUGAGAAGUUCUAUGUGGACCAGCCACGGUUCUUGCUGCUGUUCUAUGCCAUGUAUAACACUCUGGUGGCCCGCUCAGAAAUGGUGUGCUACUUUGUGAUCAUCCUCAACCACAUGAUCUCUGCCUCCAUCAUCACCCUCCUGCUGCCCAUCCUCAUCUUCCUCUGGGCCAUGCUCUCUGUCCCCAGACCUAGCCGGCGAUUCUGGAUGAUGGCCAUUGUCUACACUGAGGUGGCAAUUGUAGUCAAAUAUUUCUUCCAAUUUGGGUUCUUCCCUUGGAACAAGGACAUGGAAUUAAACAAGGACAAACCGUACUUCCCCCCAAACAUCAUAGGAGUGGAGAAGAAGGAAGGCUACGUCCUUUACGACCUCAUUCAGCUCCUGGCUCUGUUCUUUCAUCGCUCCAUUUUGAAGUGCCAUGGCUUAUGGGAUGAGGAUGACAUUGUUGACAGUGGCACAGACAAGGAAGAGACUGAUGAUGAGCUGUCCCUUGGUCAUGGCAGAAGAGACUCCUCAGACUCGCUGAAAUCUAUCAACCUGGCUGCCUCCGUGGAGUCUGUGCACGUGACCUUCCCGGAGCAGCCAAUAGCCAUCCGGAGAAAACGCUCCUGCAACAGCUCUCAGAUCUCCCCAGGGUCCAGCUUCUCCUCAAACAGGUCCAAAAGAGGUAGCACAAGCACCCGUAACAGCAGCCAGAAAGGAAGCAGUGUUUUGAGUAUUAAACAGAAAAGCAAAAGGGAGCUUUAUAUGGAAAAACUUCAAGAGCAUUUAAUCAAAGCAAAGGCAUUUACCAUUAAAAAGACUCUACAAAUCUAUGUGCCCAUCCGACAAUUCUUCUAUGACCUCAUCCACCCAGACUACAGUGCUGUGACCGAUGUGUAUGUGCUGAUGUUCCUGGCUGACACUGUGGACUUUAUCAUCAUUGUCUUUGGCUUCUGGGCCUUUGGGAAACACUCAGCAGCUGCAGAUAUCACCUCUUCUCUAUCAGAAGACCAGGUCCCUGGGCCAUUCCUGGUGAUGGUUCUCAUUCAGUUUGGAACCAUGGUGGUCGACCGUGCGCUCUACCUCAGGAAGACUGUGCUAGGCAAAGUCAUUUUCCAAGUCAUUCUCGUGUUUGGGAUUCACUUCUGGAUGUUCUUCAUCUUACCCAGUGUGACUGAGAGGAAAUUCAGUCAGAACCUGGUGGCUCAGCUUUGGUACUUUGUGAAAUGUGUGUACUUUGGGCUCUCCGCCUAUCAGAUCCGCUGUGGCUACCCAACACGCGUGCUUGGAAACUUUCUCACAAAGAGCUACAAUUAUGUCAACCUCUUCUUGUUUCAAGGGUUCCGCCUUGUUCCAUUUCUGACAGAACUGCGGGCUGUGAUGGACUGGGUAUGGACAGACACGACUUUGAGCCUCUCCAGCUGGAUUUGUGUGGAGGACAUUUACGCACAUAUUUUCAUCUUGAAGUGUUGGCGGGAGUCGGAAAAGAGAUACCCUCAGCCCCGGGGCCAGAAGAAGAAGAAGGUGGUGAAGUACGGCAUGGGCGGCAUGAUCAUUGUCCUGCUUAUCUGCAUUGUCUGGUUUCCUCUUCUCUUCAUGUCACUGAUCAAAUCUGUUGCAGGGGUUAUCAACCAGCCCCUGGACGUGUCGGUCACAAUCACCCUGGGAGGAUAUCAGCCUAUCUUUACAAUGAGUGCCCAGCAAAGCCAGCUGAAAAUCAUGGAGCAGCCAAAGUUUAAUACAUUCAUGAGAUCUUUCUCUACCAACACUGGUGCUAUGCAAUUUCUGGAAAAUUACGAAAGAGAAGAUAUAACAGUAGCAGAACUGGAGGGAAACUCAAAUUCUUUGUGGACCAUCAGCCCUCCCAGUAAGCAGAAAAUGAUACAGGAACUCAUCGACUUCAAUAGUAGCUUCUCUCUUGUUUUAUCAUGGAGUAUUCAGAGAAACAUGACUCUGGGUGCAAAAGCAGAAAUAGCAACAGAUAAGCUUUCUUUUCUUCUUAAAAAUAAUACACGAAAGAAUAUAGCAAAAAUGAUCGCUGGGAAUGACACAGAAAGUUCAAACACGCCAGUGACAAUAGAAAAGAUCUACCCAUAUUAUGUGAAAGCGCCCAGUGACUCUAACUCAAAACCUAUAAAGCAGCUUUUAUCCGAAAAUAAUUUCAUGAAUAUCACCAUCAUUUUGUCCAGAGACAAUGUCACUACAUCCAACAGUGAGUGGUGGGUUCUCAACCUAACCGGAAGUAGAAUAUACAAUCAGGAGUCUCAGGCUUUGGAGUUGGUGGUCUUCAAUGACAAAGUCAGCCCCCCAAGUCUGGGCUUUCUGGCUGGCUAUGGUAUCAUGGGAUUAUAUGCUUCAGUUGUCCUGGUGAUUGGGAAAUUUGUCCGUGAAUUUUUCAGUGGAAUUUCUCACUCCAUCAUGUUUGAAGAACUUCCAAAUGUGGAUCGAAUUUUGAAGUUGUGCACGGAUAUUUUUUUAGUUCGAGAGACAGGGGAACUGGAGCUAGAAGAAGAUCUCUAUGCCAAAUUGAUAUUCCUAUACCGUUCACCAGAAACCAUGAUCAAGUGGACUAGAGAAAAGACAAAUUGAUCCCUUAAGACUCAGAGUGGGAAUGAAGUUAACAUUUGACUUUUUUUUUUUAAAAAAAAAAAAAAAAAAGCACAAUAUUCUCCUAAGAGCUAAGCAUUUCUAGUUUGAUGGCAGCAGUUUCUCUUCGGACAGGUGGCUGAAAGAAGCUGAUUUUCUUUUGCAGUGGAAGCCACCCUGCAGAGAAGGCAGCACUGUUGAAGAAGUCACAUGUACCUCUGAAAUCAGGGCUCUUUGCUUUAUCUUGUUUUCACUCAACAGUGUCUUGCAUUUUGAUGGGUUAGGUGAAAGGUGUAUAUAGGGUCCCUUCCAUCAGUGAGAAGGGAAAGGCACCUGUUUACCCUCUAGGGGUCUCACCUUUCCUGGAGGCCUGGCCAAGUGCAACACAAGCUCUUCUCACCCCUGAGGAAGCUGCUGAGCACUGGUCCCAUGAGCUCUCAGCACAGCCAGAUGUGCAGCCACCAACAGGAGGCAGCAGCACUGCCUGAGUUUCAAGGGGAAAGAAGGAACCAGUGACCCGGAAGAUGUCGGUGGAAGGACAAGCCUCAGUCUAAGCAAAAAGAUUACAUUAGUGACACUCUUACUGCCUUAUCUUAAAUGAAGACUGGUAAGAAAUCUUUCCACAGAACACCAGUGACUUCUCAGGAAAAAAAAAAAAAAUCAGCAAAACCAAUAUGCAGACUCCUGCUUGUGAGGUCUGGUGGUAGACACCCCCCCAGGUGAUAGUAACCAUUCUGCUCCAGUUGGCUCCUGCUCCACCUGAAACAAAAGGCGGCAACUGACAGCCCAAACAGGUGGAACACCUUGACUUCCGAACUUCAGUGACUUGAGGCCAGCAGGGCUCUUCCGCCUCUCCCCACCCUCCAACACGCUUUCUUCCAUGUCCAUGAUUUAAGGCAGUGGUUUUUCCAGUAUGUGACAUUCUCCUUCCUGUUUUUCAGGUAUAUCAAAGAGUUUACAUAUUCCAAUUCACAUUUUUACAUCUGAGACGGGUUUUUUAAGUUCAUAAUUAUGAAAGAAAUAUGUAUAUUGAGCUUGGGGAAAUAAAAAAAUGGCUUUUCUUAAAUUAUUAUCAUUGGUAAUACAACCUCUUCAUGAAAUACCAAUGUAGCAUGAAAAUUUAUGAUCGAAAUGUAGUUUUCAUUCCAUAUUAAAAUACAGUUUCUGAGAAGAAUCCUUGAAUGGGCUAAAAUAUGUCAAAAAUGGCUCCCUCCCACUACUUUGGGUUCAGGGCUGACUUAAAAUAAAGCACAUCUUGCAAAAAUCACUUCCAGAGUACUCUUUUGAUUGAUUAAUUGAUGCCUUGAGUCUUUUGCAGUAAGUAGAAAA
Molecule: messenger RNA, 9632 nt
Organism: Nannospalax galili (Upper Galilee mountains blind mole rat)
Lineage: Eukaryota; Metazoa; Chordata; Mammalia; Rodentia; Spalacidae
Gene: Piezo2
Product: piezo type mechanosensitive ion channel component 2
Exons: 54
Coding region: 27-8306 (2759 amino acids)
Biological process (GO): detection of mechanical stimulus; cellular response to mechanical stimulus; regulation of membrane potential
Cellular component (GO): plasma membrane
Molecular function (GO): monoatomic cation channel activity; mechanosensitive monoatomic ion channel activity
Source: RefSeq, a predicted model, not a curated record